Messenger RNA from Chrysochloris asiatica (Cape golden mole), 5555 nucleotides. RefSeq names its product SUN domain containing ossification factor (gene SUCO). The record is from RefSeq and is a predicted model, not a curated record. Bases 219 to 3992 code for a protein of 1257 amino acids. Lineage: Eukaryota; Metazoa; Chordata; Mammalia; Afrosoricida; Chrysochloridae. Gene Ontology annotation, biological process: protein folding in endoplasmic reticulum; regulation of bone remodeling. The transcript has 24 exons. Gene Ontology annotation, cellular component: membrane; cytoplasm.
CCCGAGUCCUGUGAAGCGCCCCUGUCCGCGCCGCCGCGGGUCCUGGGAGAGGGAGACUGGGACACAGGCCGUCAAGGAACCACUUCGCCGGCGACAUAGCCCUUAGGACGCUCGGUCCCAUCCUUGCGCUCGUACUCCAGCUCCUCCAUCUUGGCCUCGGCAUUGGCGGCUCCCGGGAGGAUGUGCCGCCUUCUGGCAGGGGGAAGAAGGAGGAGAAGAUGAAGAAGUACCAGCGGGCCCUGGCCCUGGUCUCCUGCCUCUCUCUGUGCUCCCUAGUCUGGCUUCCCAGCUGGCGUGUAUGUUGUAAAGAGAGUUCUUCUGCUUCUUCUUAUUACACUCAAGCUCAAGACAACAAUUGUGCACUAGAAAAUGAAGACGUACAAUUCCAGAAAAAGGCUGAAAGAGAGGAACCUGUUAAUGCUGAAUUUUCAGAAAAAGUGGGAUCAAAUUUACCUGUUUCUCCAGAAGAACAUAAACUAAAAGAUGACUACACUGUGGAUGUUCAAAAUAAAGAAUCAAAGUUAAGUUCACCUGUGAUUGAGACACUCCCUACAAUUAAUCUACAUGAAGAUUCUUCUAGCAUGGAUGUGAGCAGUGAAAACGUCGAAAAUAUUUCCAGCUCAUCUACCUCAGAGAUCACUCCAGUCUCAAAGCCUGAUGAAAUAGAAAAAUCUGGUACUGUCCCUGUAGUCAAGUCAAGUGUGAUUGAGCAAUCUGAAACUAAUUGUGAUGUUGGUGAAGCCCUUGAUGCAAAUGCUCCAGCUGAACAACCUUCCUUUGUCAGUCCACCUGAAAGCCUUGUUGGGCAGCAUAUAGAAAAUGUGUCAUCUUCACAUGGCAAAGGGAAGAUAACAAAAUCAGAAUUUGAAUCAAAAGUUUCAGCAAGCGAACAGAGUGGUGGUGAUCCAAAAUCUGCAUUGAAUGCUUCAGAUAAUCUAAAAAAUGAGAGUUCUGAUUAUAAAAAGCCAGGUGAAAUUGACCCUUCUGUAGCAAAUUCCAAAGAUCCAGAAGAUAUCCCAACAUUUGAUGAAUGGAAGAAAAAAGUUAUGGAAGUUGAGAAAGAAAAAAGUCAGUCAAUGCAUCCAACUUCUAAUGGGGGUCAACAUGCUACCAAAAAAGUCCAGAAAAAUCGAAAUAAUUACGCCUCAGUAGAAUGUGGUGCCAAGAUUUUGGCAGCUAAUCCGGAAGCCAAGAGCACAUCUGCUAUUCUUAUAGAAAAUAUGGAUCUUUAUAUGCUGAAUCCUUGCAGCACUAAAAUUUGGUUUGUUAUUGAACUUUGUGAACCAAUUCAAGUAAAACAGCUUGAUAUUGCAAAUUAUGAAUUAUUUUCUUCUACUCCUAAAGACUUUCUGGUUUCCAUCAGUGACAGAUAUCCCAUAAAUAAAUGGAUUAAGCUGGGUACGUUCCAUGGUAGAGAUGAGAGGAAUGUCCAGAGUUUCCCUUUAGAUGAACAGAUGUAUGCAAAAUAUGUGAAGAUGUUCAUCAAGUACAUAAAGGUGGAAUUUAUAUCACAUUUUGGAUCAGAACAUUUUUGUCCAUUAAGCCUUAUAAGGGUAUUUGGUACUAGCAUGGUGGAGGAAUAUGAAGAGAUUGCCGAUUCCCAGUAUCAGUCAGAACGUCAAGAACUAUUUGAUGAAGAUUAUGAUUAUCCACUGGAUUAUAAUACUGGGGAGGAUAAAUCCUCAAAAAAUCUUCUGGGUUCUGCUACAAAUGCCAUUCUAAAUAUGGUGAAUAUUGCUGCUAAUAUUCUGGGAGCAAAAACUGAAGACCUGACAGAAGGAAAUAAAAGUUUAUCUGAGAAUGCCACCGACACAGCUGCACCUAAAAUGCCUGAAUCAACUCCUGUUUCAACUUCUGUUCCAUCACCUGAGUUUGUAACCACUGAAGUACAUAUACAUGAAACCGAGGUAUUAACACCAGAUACACCAAAGGAGAGUCCUAUUGUACAACUAGUUCAAGAGGAAGACGAGGAGGCAAGUCCAUCGACAGUUACUCUUCUGGACACUGGUGAACAGGAAGAUGAAUCUUCAACCUGGUUUGAGUCAGAGACACAAAUAUUUUGCACAGAAUUGACCACAAUUUGUUGCAUUUCUAGUUUUUCAGAAUACAUCUAUAAAUGGUGUUCAAUAAGAGUUGCCCUUUAUCGGCAACUUGGCAAAACUGCUGUGAGAAAAGAGAAAGAUUAUCUUGUGUCACUUCAACUACCAUUAGUACUUCCCGCAGAAGCAAUAGAUGGUUCAGUAUUGCAACCUCCGCGUGGAGAAUUGGAUAGUAAGGGUAUGGAAAGGGAAGCUGAAACUGUUGUUGUUCCAGAUGACUUAAGUAGUAUGCAUGAAAGUGAUUUGAUUAAUCACACUGUUGAUGCAAUUGAACUUGAACUGAGCCAUCCUCAAACUGUUUCUCAGUCUCUUCUCUUGGAUUUUACUCCAGAAAUCAAGACAUUAUCUAAAGUAGAAGCAACGGAGUCUGUUAAACAUGAAACAGGUCAUACAGCAUCACAAGUCAUUUCCCAAGAGAGUUCUGUCGAGGUUGAUAAUGAAACAGAAAAAAAGUCUGAGAGUUCUGGUUCUAUAGAGAAGCCACCUGUGAUUUAUGAAACAAGUAAAGUUAAUGAAGUGACAGAUAAUAUUGUUAAAGAAGACAUAAACUCCAUGCAAAUCAUCACAAAACCAUCUGAAACAACAGUGCCACCUGUUAACCCAGGCAUUGUGCCAGAUACUGAAGAUGGGGAAGCCAAAAUGACCAUAGCUGACACACCAAAGCAAAUUUUGACUUCUGUUAUGGAUUCGUCUACAUUACAUGAGGUAAAAGAGGAAGACCAAUCCUCAGAGGAGGCUCUUCUGUCUAUUCCUGGAUCGGGUGGAUUACAAAGGACAGCUACAGAUUUUUAUGCUGAAUUGCAAAAUUCCACAGAUCUAGGAUAUGCUAAUGGAAAUCUUGUACAUGGAUCAAACCAAAAGGAGUCAGUAUUUAUGAGACUUAAUAAUCGCAUUAAAGCCUUAGAAGUUAACAUGUCUCUCAGUGGUCGCUAUCUGGAGGAGCUUAGCCAAAGGUACCGAAAACAAAUGGAAGAAAUGCAAAAGGCUUUUAAUAAAACAAUUGUAAAACUGCAGAAUACUUCAAGAAUAGCAGAGGAACAGGAUCAGCGGCAAACUGAAGCCAUCCAGUUGCUACAGGCACAACUGAGCAACAUGACACUGCUUGUUUCAAAUUUAUCAACAACUGUGGCCGAAUUAAAACGUGAGGUUUCAGAUCGACAGAGCUAUCUUGUCAUGUCUUUGGUUCUCUGUGUUGUCCUGGGGCUGAUGCUAUGUAUGCAGCGUUGUCGAAACACUUCUCAAUUUGAUGGAGAUUAUAUUUCAAAACUUCCUAAAAGUAAUCAGUAUCCAAGUCCUAAAAGGUGUUUUUCUUCUUAUGAUGAUAUGAAUUUGAAAACAAGAACUUCAUUUCCACUUAUCAGAUCCAAGUCUCUACAGUUAACUGGCAAAGAAGUAGACCCAAAUGAUUUGUACAUCGUAGAACCCCUCAAGUUUUCACCCGAAAAAAAGAAGAAACGCUGCAAAUACAAAACAGAAAAAAUUGAGACCAUCAAGCCAGCUGAUCCAUUGCACCAUAUAGCCAAUGGAGACCUAAAAGCAAGAAAGCCCUUUACGAACCAGAGAGAUUUUUCUAAUAUGGGAGAAGUUUAUCACUCUUCUUAUAAGGGCCCUCCAUCAGAAGGAAGCUCAGAAACUUCUUCACAAUCAGAAGAGUCCUAUUUUUGUGGCAUUUCAGCUUGCACGAGUUUGUGCAAUGGACAGUCCCAAAAGACAAAGACUGAGAAGAGGGCGUUAAAACGAAGGCGAUCUAAAGUCCAAGACCAAGGAAAACUGAUAAAAACUCUAAUACAGACUAAGUCAGGAUCAUUGCCGAGCCUGCAUGACAUAAUCAAAGGAAACAAAGAGAUCACCGUGGGGACAUUUGGUGUGACAGCAGUUUCAGGACAUAUUUAAAAUUUAAUUGAACUUUUUGUACUGGAGACUUUUGUUUUUCUUUGAAGAACAUUCUGUGGUAUUUGAAGGGAUUGAGGGAGGGAGAAGCUCCUACUGGGAAAAGUAUUCAGAAAUUAUGGUUUCUGCCUUUUUAAAAAGUAGAUGGGAUUGUGUCAAUCUUGUUAAUGAGCUGCAAUUUUACAAGGCUAAUAUUUUCCUACAAUGACAAUGGUAGACAUUUUUAAAAGCUGUUUUUCACAGGCAAAUUACUGGGACUAAAGUAAUCUGGAAGCCUAGUUCCUUAGGUGGGAUAGGAAUGAAAGCCUAAACCUCUUCCUUUAGCUUUGUUCCUAUUUCUUGCACCUUCCCAUAUUUAUGUGCCUUUUGUCUAUUUAUAAUGCCACUGGAAGAGGAGGGAGAACUUUUUCUGUCAUUUGAUUUCCUUUACAACUUUGUCUGUAUUUUGGAAGCUGCAAACACUACAAGGCUUGUGAGGUGCUCUGUGCCUGAAGCUUAACAAUGUGUAAAGAUCCUCAAAGACUCGCCAAUUAGCUCUCUGUUUAGCAAACUCACUGGCUAUUUUUUUUUUUUUUUUUUUUUUUUUAAGGUAAAUGGUGAUGCUGUUAGUAUUUCUAUUUAAAUAGUUUGGAUUGAAAUACUUUUUUCUUAGUUACUAACUUAAUGAGAAAACAUAAACCGCCAUACAAGAUCUCUUCUUGCAAAUGACUGGUAUUAGCAAACAAAUUUGGUACACUCAACUCAUAAAGACAUUUUACCACUUGUAAAGGCUUGUUUUUUUAAGCUAUAUUCCAUUUAUAGCAUUCACAAUAAACACUCAUCCUCCACACUUACAGAUCACUGUUCUAAUACUACCAAUACACCAUGUGAGAGUUUGACUACAGAGUCCAGGUCUUACAUGAUAUAAUCACUGCCUGUGUCCAUACGCAUAGAAUCAGCUCGUGAGUUUGACAAGCUUUGUCUAAUUGGUCACAUCUGAAGGGAUUAUUCCUUGAUAUUUGCUUUAUUUGGGCUACAAAUGUGCAGAGGUAUAUGUGUGUGAUGUCAGCGUGCCUGUCUCCAGUUUGUCUUAUUUUUUUCUAAUAUUGAAUGAAAUUAUUUGGUGUGUGUAGUUGUGAGUGAAAGUAGAACCUGUUUCUUUUUGAAAGGGGGAGAAUUGAUCAUUUUGUCUUGUAAGACUUAAGUUUUAACUUAUUGAGCACUUUCAGUAGUAACUGUUGUGUGAACUUGUCAAAUACCUUUCUUGGGGUAUUGUUUUAAUGUGACUUAUUUAAAGCCUUUUUGUUUGUUUAAGCUGCUGCUUUUAUGUUAUUUAGGCUAACAGUAUGUUUUAGAUGAUUUAAUUUUUUUUUCCCAGUCUGCACAAUUAGCCAUUCAGAGAAGGAGGGCUUGACUGUAUACAAGCCCAUUGAAAGAGGACUCCUUGGGAGCAGAGGCAGAGCAGAAGUGACACUGUCUGUGUGCAGCAUCCAGUGUUGUGGAAGACUUACAAUAUGUAACUACGGAGCUGUAGUGCCAUUAGAAAAACUGUGAAUUUCCAAAUAAAUCUGAACAUUUGUCUUUAUU